Messenger RNA from Loxodonta africana (African savanna elephant), 1704 nucleotides. It is a transcript of the gene RAE1, whose product is annotated as ribonucleic acid export 1. The record is from RefSeq and is a predicted model, not a curated record. Gene Ontology annotation, biological process: RNA export from nucleus; transcription-dependent tethering of RNA polymerase II gene DNA at nuclear periphery. NCBI's taxonomy places the organism in Eukaryota, Metazoa, Chordata, Mammalia, Proboscidea, Elephantidae. Bases 208 to 1314 code for a protein of 368 amino acids. Gene Ontology annotation, molecular function: ubiquitin binding; RNA binding. Gene Ontology annotation, cellular component: nuclear pore. The transcript has 12 exons.
GACACGGGAAGUGGCUCGGAGGCGCAUGCGCUAUGUCCUCGAGGUAAUCGGAGCAGUUUCCAUUGUUGGGGUGAGCAGACCUCGAGCUUUCGGGACUCCUCGGUGGCACCUCGCCCUCGCCCCGUCUUCGGAGCGGGGUUGCAGGCUCCCCGGUCCCUCCAGCUUCCUGCCUCCAGCUUCCUGCUGCGGGCGACUCUCAGGGCCAAAAUGAGUCUGUUUGGAACAACUUCGGGUUUUGGAACUGGUGGGACCAGCAUGUUUGGCAGCACAACCACAGAUAAUCACAACCCUAUGAAGGAUAUUGAAGUAACAUCUUCUCCUGACGACAGCAUUGGUUGUCUGUCUUUUAGCCCACCAACCUUGCCGGGGAACUUUCUGAUUGCAGGAUCGUGGGCUAAUGAUGUUCGCUGCUGGGAGGUUCAGGACAGCGGACAGACUAUUCCAAAAGCCCAGCAGAUGCACACCGGGCCUGUGCUGGAUGUUUGCUGGAGUGACGAUGGGAGCAAAGUAUUUACAGCAUCUUGUGAUAAAACUGCCAAAAUGUGGGACCUCAACAGUAAUCAGGCAAUACAAAUUGCACAGCAUGACGCGCCUGUUAAAACCAUACAUUGGAUUAAAGCACCAAACUACAGCUGCGUGAUGACUGGGAGCUGGGAUAAGACAUUAAAGUUUUGGGAUACACGGUCAUCAAAUCCUAUGAUGGUUCUGCAGCUCCCUGAGAGGUGUUACUGUGCUGACGUGAUCUAUCCGAUGGCCGUGGUGGCGACUGCAGAGAGGGGGCUGAUUGUCUACCAAUUGGAGAACCAGCCUUCUGAAUUCAGGAGGAUAGAGUCACCGCUGAAGCAUCAGCAUCGGUGUGUGGCUAUUUUUAGAGACAAACAGAACAAGCCGACUGGCUUUGCCCUGGGGAGCAUUGAGGGAAGAGUUGCUAUUCACUAUAUCAACCCACCAAAUCCUGCCAAAGAUAACUUCACCUUCAAGUGUCAUCGGUCCAACGGGACCAAUACUUCCGCACCUCAGGACAUUUAUGCGGUCAACGGAAUCGCGUUCCAUCCCGUCCAUGGCACUCUGGCAACGGUGGGGUCUGAUGGCAGGUUCAGCUUUUGGGACAAAGAUGCCAGGACAAAACUGAAGACUUCGGAACAGUUAGACCAGCCAAUCUCGGCCUGCUGCUUCAAUCACAAUGGAAACAUAUUUGCCUACGCAUCUAGCUACGACUGGUCCAAGGGCCAUGAAUUUUACAAUCCCCAGAAGAAGAACUACAUUUUUCUGCGUAAUGCAGCUGAAGAGCUGAAGCCCCGGAACAAGAAGUAGUGGCUGCGCCUUCUGGGCUGAUGUGCAUUGCGUCCCCUCCGCUCUGCCUCAUCUGUGUGACUGGAGGGUGGUCAUCCAUGGACUUCACCCGUGAGGGAGCCAUGGAACUGCUCAGCAGUCCAGCCCCGCUGGCAGCAGCCAUUCACGGUCUCCAUUCCACUGCCCGUUACAGGUUUCCCCCGAAACUUCAAGGGGUUGAAGUGACUGGGGGGGCCAGACUCCUGUGGGCUGCCACUGCCGGUGUUCCCUGUGUAUCACUCAGCCCUGUGUACGUUAGAGGGCGGGAAGCGCCCUGUGAGCCCUGUACUCAGGACUGUGUGCGUUAGUGGGGCGGGAAGCGCCAUGUCAGCCUUGUACUGUACUUUGUAAUAAAAUGUUUUGAAGACUGCC